UUUGAUCUCGCCGCCCUUACCGAUAUCAACACGAAUGAUCAACACGGAUUUGGUGACGACGACUUCGAACAAGCAUUAUCUCUUCUCUCGACUACUACGAAAGAUUUUAUGUAUUACGAGUUGAAAAGCCGCGCUCCGGACACCGGCAGAAAUGGAAAGAAGAAAAAAAACAAAAUGAAAAAACAAAAACCACGUGACGUCAGGUGAACGUAAUACGUCCCGAGAAAUGAAAGCAUCGUUCGAUAAGAGAAGUAAGAAUAACACGAGGAAGAAGAAGAAGAAGAAGAAAAAAAGAAAAAUAAUAAAAAGAAGAAGAAUAAGAAGUAGAAGAAGAAAAAAAUAAGAAGAAGAAGAAUAAGAAGAACAAGAAGAAGGGAAGGGGAAAGGGAAGGAAGGAAGGAAGAAAGACGAAGAAUGGGAGAGCCGAGGUGGCGAGAUGAAAAUCUUGGCAAGAAAACAGAAAUGAUGUGUACCAAUGUGCGACGAUACGCACUGGGCCGAAAGUCAAAAGACGUUGCCGGCCGUGGUUGAUUUUUAGUAGCGUCGCGACGCCUCGUCGAGCCGUCCGAUCGACGUCGUUUCGACCUUCGUUUUCUUAUAGGGAAGCACGAAGCGGCCUUGGAUUGGUGAGAAGGGAGGACGAGAAAUAGAAGAAGAGGAGGAGGAAGAGGAGAAGAAGAAGGAGGAGGAGGAGGAGGAGGAGGAAGAAAAAGAAGAAGAAAAAGAAGAAGAAGAAGAAGAAGAAGAGGGGGGAGGACAUGCAAGGCGCGUUCGAAACCGCGCGACAGAUCGUCGAAUUCGAGGAGCUCGUUUCACGACUUGAUCGAAUAAACGACGUUGUCGUACGGCCAUCUUCUUUGUCUCCGACACCACCGCCACCAUCCUUGCCACCCCCUCCACCACCACCACCACCACCACCUCCCCCACCUCCACCCGCACCUCCACCAACACGAGGACCACCUCCACCUCCACCUUCGUCAGCACCAACACCGAUACCAGCACCACCACCACCACCACCAUCGUCAUUAUCAUUACCAUUACCACCACCACCACCACCACCUUCGUUACCCUCUCCUUCUUCUCCGUUGUUUAGAAAUUCUUUUACAAAUUCUACCUUCGAUUUCUUUCAAAAGAAUCUUUCGGAAGAAGAGAAAAGUGUUCGUGUACAUAUCGGUAUCGACGAGGAUCUACGAAUGAUCUUAGAAAUGGACCCAUCGAUCUUCGACAGGACACCACCACCCGUCGUAUUAUCGAACAAUCACUCGGCCAACAUCGCUACCCUGCCAAGAGCAAUGCGUGUUACUCGACCGCAAGGCUGUCCACCGACAUUCAAAACCGCGACACCGACUUCGCGAACGCAAUUGAAACUGCAGCUGAUGCGAGAGCAGCUGCAGGAACAAGAGAGACGAGAAGCUGAGUUUCGACAAAGCUUGCAACAACAGAGACCAGCAGCUGCACAUCCCAGACCUGUACCUCCUACGCCUUUGUCGACCAUUGGCGUCGAUGUACCACCGCAAGUUUUACAAGUGCGUACGUUGUUAGAGAAUCCUACGAGAUAUCACGUCGUACAGAAACAGAAGAAUCAAGUGAGACAAUACCUUCAAGAGUCUUUUCGCGGAGUUGAUUGUGGUACUGGAGUAAAUGCCGUACUUGGUAGUGCUGGUAACGAUAGUAGUACUGGUGGAACACCGGUGGAUGUUGGAGGAAUACCGUCAGCAGCAGCAACAUCGGCACCAGUUCCACCAGCACCGGUUCUACCAAUGGUGGUGCACAGUGCACCACCAGGACCGACGGUUCAUCAUCAGAAACCGCAGCAUCCUCAUCUAGCUUCGUAUCCACGUGCACCGGGACUUUUGUCUCAUGGUAAUCCGGUCUCUGCUAGUCCUGAUCCUACUACUGGUGCAAUGUCUCCUGGACUCUCUAGCGUAGCUACCAGUAAUUCGGAGGCAGAAGAUCUCUUGGACGAUAUCCUGUCGUUCGAGGCUGGAUCCUUGGGCGACGGAUUAAAGGACGGGCAUGCGGGUAAUCUUUCGAAUUUACCGGAUCUUCAAAUUAAACCGGAACCUCUUUUGCUCACCGAAGCGGAGAUUCAUGCCUUGGCGAAGGAUCGACAGAAAAAGGAUAAUCAUAAUAUGAUCGAGCGACGAAGGCGUUUUAACAUCAACGACAGGAUCAAGGAGCUUGGCACCCUUCUGCCUAAGACCAAUGACCCAUAUUACGAAAUCGUACGAGACGUUAGGCCAAACAAAGGAACGAUCCUAAAAUCUUCGGUAGAGUAUAUAAAAUUAUUGAAGAACGAACUGACCAGGAUGAAACAGAACGAGUUGAGGCACAAACAAUUAGAACAUCAAAAUCGUCGUUUACUUUUACGCGUUCAAGAAUUGGAACUUCAAGCGAAGGCUCAUGGACUUCCGGUUUCCGAUUUCAAUUGGGCAUCGACUUCUGGCAGCAUACUAAACACCUUUCCGAGGAGUAAGCUCGAGCAACGAAAGGUACACAUUCCAGAUCUCGUAGCGGAGGAAACGACAACGCCAUUGAGUAUGUCUCAAUUCGAGGAUCUCAUGGAGGACGACACGAGUGGUCCAGUUCAUGGUGGUGAUCCGAUGUUGUCGUCACCACAUUUACCACCAUUGAGUCCACCAGCAGCAGCUUGUCAUCAUGGUUUACCAGACGAAGACACGCUAGGUAGUUUGACGGCAACCACUUCGAAUUCUUCAUCGGACAUGGACAUCGUCGCGUAGCCAAGAAGAAAUGCCACCACGUUAUCCUUUCGAUCUCAAGCUCGUAUUCGUUUCAACGUCCUCUCGUUUUCAUCGAUGGACGAACAUCGGAACGUUCGUCCUCGUCCUUGUCCUCGUCCUCGAACUCGUCCUCAUCCUCGUCGCCUUCUUAUCGGAUUCCAAUGUCGUUUAUGUGACGAUCAGAGGAAAAACUUUCAAGAGAGAAACGAGACGAGAAAAAGAAGAAGAAAAAGAAAACAAAAAAGAAAGAAAGAAAAAAAAAGGGGGACUCAUCGAACCUUUUUCCUUCGUGCGAGACCAAAAAGAAAAAGACGCAAAAAGAGAAAAGAAAAAGAACGAAAAAGGAAAAAAAAGAAAGAAAGAAAGAAAAAAAAAAAGAAAAAGGAACAGAAAGAAAAGGAGAACGGGCGAUUUUAUUGUAACGUUUUAUCCGAAAAGAAGAAGAUAUUCGUUGAUACGAAUUCAAUCGAAAAAUUCGCUGGUCUAUUUGUUCGGUCAGUAUUUUUCUUUUCUUUUUGUUUAAUUAAUUGAUUAAUUCAUUAAUUGAUUGGUCGAUCGAUCGAUUAAUUAUUAGUAAGUAUUUUGUAAAAUAAAUGGUCGCUGUGUAUAGAAUACUUUUAAUAGUCGCUUUCAAUAAAAAUAAUUCGAUGUUGCGUCUGAAUCCAAAUUAAAUCAACAUUGAUUGAUUUCAUAUUAAUUAUCUAUUACUUAUGGAAAUUGUCUGUUACUAAUACUAACCAUUUAUUUCAAAUAUCUACUUUGAUAAUGUUCGAAAUAAAUAAUACUGAUCCAAUAAAUAGCAGUCGAAUAAGCAGAUCGAAUAAAAUAGAAUAGAAUUUCUUUUGACAUUUGACUUCCUCGCGGGAACGAAGAGGUCCUUCUCACCCUUUUUAAAAAUCCGAUAUCAUCCUUCGUUACGCAUCGAGAAGAUUGAGAUAACGAAACGAAAAAAUGAAGAAGAAGAGAAAAAAGAGGAAGAAAAAAAGAAAUGAAAGGAAAAGAAAGAAAAGGAUGUCUUCUUUCGUAUCAGGUACGAAAUUUUUGAUUUUCGGAUGAAAAAUUGAUCACAUAUUUCUUAUUUCUUUUUUCCUUUUUCUUUUUCUUUCUCUUUCUUUUUCGCUUUCUCUCUUUUUAUUUCAUUCUUUCUUUCGUUCGAAAGAAAAGCGGCUGGGCCGCUUUCCCUGCGUUCAAUCCGUGACGAUAAAUAUUUCUUUUAUUGUUUGUUCUCUUAUUCUUCUUCUUCUUAGUUGUGUUGUUGUUAUUGUGUUGUGUGUGUGCCGUCGUGUGUUUAAAGUCGAUUACGCGACGAAUAAAAAGGAGACCUACUUUACCGACAGUACUACCGGAUCGCGAUCGAUCUCGAUCGAGGAAUCGAAGUCGCUUCUUUUUUGUUCUCUUUUUUUUCUUACCGACAGUCGGUAACAUACGAAGACAUCCUCGUAACGAGGCGACUAUCUUUAUAUUUUUAAUUUUUAAUUCUUUUCUUCUUUUUUUUUUUUUUUCUUUUUUCGUUCGAGAUCUUUGUUAUUAGUUUUUAAGAUACGCCAAUUUUAAAUCGUCGAUCUUGAGAAUCGAUGAUCCUUUUUCGAUCUUCUUUUUCUUCUUGGUUUUUGAUUUUAUUAGAAAUUUUUCUUUUUUUUUUUUUUUUUUUCUUUUUUAAUUUUUAGACCGCGGAACAAUCGAGUUUUUUCUUGCUGCUCUGUACUUUCUUGUUUUUUGUCUUUUUAGAAAAUAAUCAAUAACUCGUAUCGAACAAUAUUAUACACAAUUAUUAUUUUAGUUCCUAUAUAUAUAUAUAUAUAUUUUUUUUUUCUUUUGUUCCUCAUUCUUAUUCUUAUUCCUAAUCUUGAGAAAGAGAGCGAGAGAGAGAGAGAGAGGGGAAGAGAGAGAGGGGGAGAGAGAGAAACUUUGUUUUAAUGUAACAGUACUGAGCAACGGCGUUUACUCGACGAGUUUUGUUAGGAUCUACAAUAACAAUAACAAUAACAUUGUUUAAUAAUUAUAUCACGAGCUUCGUUGAAACAACAUCGUCCUAUCAGCUUGCUUGAUUUUACGAUGAUAAAAUCUUUAGCGUCGUUAUGGUUUGAAAUGAUUGAGAAGCUAAAGAUUAUAUUCGAAUUUAUUACGAUCUAUACAUUUGAUCUGUUCGGUUUUCAAUGAUCACACGAUAUAUGAUUGUUACUAAUACUUUUUGGUAUUUAUCGAAAUUUAAUCGAAAGCAAUCGAACGUUUCGGAAAAUUAUUCAAAGUCACAUUCAUUUUAUCUGAUAAUUACGUAUUAAUAAUAUUUUUCGAACGAUAUUAAUCGAACGUAACCGAUCGAAAUUUUAUUACCAAAGAUUUGUCAAUUGAAAUUAAAGGAAAGAAAAGAAAAGAAAAAAAGGAACAAGAAAAAAGAAAAGUUACGACGUAUGAGGAUCAUAAGUGAAAUUAACGAUCGAGAAUAAUACCGCGUGAUCGAUCACUUGAUCUAUAGAAAAUCCAAUUGUUACAAACUUUAAUUUACGGUAAUUCAAGUUUUAUUAUUUGUUCAUCUAUUCAUUUGAUCUAUUCGUUUUUAGAGAUCGAACGAUACACGAUCGGUACUACACUAAUAUUUUUUGAUAUCGAUCGAAAUAUUUCAGAACGUUAUUCGACGUCACGUUCAUUUUAUCCGACCGUUUCGUAUAAUCAUAUUGAUCGUAUUAACGAUUAAUAAUAUUUUUCGUUAUCAAAGAAACUUAAGUCUUAAUCGAAAUUCAAUGGACAACAAUUUGUCGAUUGCAGCUUAAGAAAACUAUAAGAAAUAAAAUAGCCGAUCGAAAAGAAUUUCAAGCGUAUCAUUACGAUCGUUCGCAUAAUCAAAACGUAUUAACGAUGAGUAAUAUUUUCUUUGUUAUCGAUCGAACGAAUACUUGAUACGUCAGUAUCAAGAAAUUCAAUUAUCAAAAGACUUGUUAAUCAAAAUUAAAACUCAAAGUCAAACUAAACAAAACAAAAGAAAAGAAAAGAAAAGAAAAGAGAAAAGAAAAUAAUUAUAAAUGAAUUGAUGAGAUAUAAAAAGACGUUAAUGAAAUAGUCGAUAUCGAUCGUAAAGAAUUUCACGACACGAGCGUUUAUGAUGAUCGAGUUAACGUAAUCCCAUAUAGAAGAGAAAAUGUAUAGAGACCAUAGGUAACAUGUGUGAGACUUGAUUCUGUCGAUUCUGUCAUAGUUUACAUUAGCUUCUGCCAGGUAAACCACUCACACUGAAGUUCGUUACGAAGUUUGCUAAUAGUUAUUGUCUUCGGGUCGACGUUCAAUCCGUGGUGCGCAUGCCGAAUGAGUUUGGCUCGGGUUAAGGGUUCGAAGGGUGAUGGGUCUACGAGACUGAGAGAGAGAAAGAGAGGGAGAGAGAAAGAGAGAGAGAGAGAGAGAGCCUGAUUUCCGUCAGAAUUUCACUACCUUUGUGUUCGACGAGCCGUCUAACCUAAAUUGCACCAUCGCCUUGGGCCAACGCGGACUUGUCUUUAUCUUUGCUAGGCUUUGUUGAAACAUGACAAACGUUAUCGCGAAAUAAUCCAAGAAAUCAAAUCUUUCUUUAUUUUUCUUCUUCUUUUCUUUUUUGUUUUUUGUUUUUUGUUUUGAUUUUUAAAUAUUAAAUCCGAGAUUGAUGUCUUAUCUAUCUCAAUGAACGUAAUUUCAUUUAUAUUUCAUAAUAUUUUACCUGGAUGACUUUAUCUAUGGCUACGUAGAAUAAUUUUUGUUAUUCUAUAUCUUAAUUUAGUUUCGGUUUAAUAUAAAAAGGAGAAUGAACGUUAUUGUGAUUUCUUGUUAAAUAAAUUCUUAUUUGAUGUACCUACAUAUGUGUAUGUGUGUGUGUAUAUAUAUAUAUAUAUAUAUAUAUAUAUAUAUAUAUAUAUAUAAUAUUAAAUUUAAUACUUUUAUUAUUUCGUUCUUUUGUUAUAUUAAUAUUGUAUAUCUUAUACUAUGUUAUAAUGAAUGAUAUGAAAAAUAUAAUAUAAAUUUUACGACAAACGAAUAAUAGUAAUUCAAUUAACGAUAUAAUAUAUUACAUUUUAUAUUUGAAAACGAUAUAACAAAUUUUUAAUUUUGUUAAAAAAAAAAAAGAAAAAAAAGAAACGAAAGGAGAAAAUACAAGUCAUCCAGGAUUUUGUCACUUUUUAAUCGAAAAAGAAAAACGAUAAUUUGUGUACGUUUCAAGAUCGUGAUUAUGUUAUAUAAAAUUUUGUUUCAACAAAAAUAUAUAUAUAUAUAUCUGAAUGUUUAUAUAUGUUUCCGUAUACAUACAUACACGCACAUAUACAUAUGUAUGUAUAUAUCGUAAAUAUAAUAUAACCAUGAAGAUUUCUCUCUCUCUCUCUCUCUCUUUUUUUAUGGUGUUUGUUUUAGUAACACGUAACAUGGUAGAAUCGAAAACGAGCACACAUGGAUAUACGCAUACACAUAUAUAGCGUCUAAUGAGUUAAGUGUUUUUUAAUGUAUAACUAUUUUAUAUGUACAUAUAAGAGAAAUCUUUUAUUGACCAAUGAUAUUAGACGCUUUCAAAAAAAACGUGUUUUGAGCGACGAUGCUCAAUUGAAAUUCUCUAUUUUAAGACAUAUUUUCAUUCCUUCGAAAUCAAACUACUUUAUUUUCAAGUAUUUUAAACUGGAAAAAGAAAAAAAAAAGAGGAAAUAUUCGACAGAGUAAUCGAUUCGUUCAUUUUAUUUCACAUAAGAUACAAAUACUAUAUAUCUAAUAGUAUAUAUCAAAUUUUACUAUAGAUUAUAUUAAAUAAAAAGAAAAAAGAAAGAAAGAAAGAAAUCAAAAUAAUUUCUUCCUUUAUGAAAAAAUCAUUUCUCAUAGAAAACAAAAUUCGGAUUGUUCAAAUUGUUAUCGUUGUUAUACUUCUUUUCGUUGUCGACAACACUUUCAUUGAAAUUAAUUAUGUAGAAAUAAAAGUUGUCUUUCUUCAAAUUUUUCUUAAGAUUAGAAAAGGGAAUUUUAUAGAAAUUAAAAAAACAAAAUAACGUUUUUCCAUAUACGAGAAUAUUUUGAUAAUAAUUGAUUCGUUUAAUACAUAGAAAAAAUAUUGCGUGUGAAACACAUAUAUAUAUAUAUUUUUUUUUAUUGAAAUUAAAUGUAAAAAAUGAUAUUUCUUUUAAAAAGCAUUUGAAAAGUAAUUGAUUUAUCCUCUAUAUAGUAAAAUAUAUACUAUACAUACAUUUCUAUUCAAAAUUAAACGUAAACAAUGAAAUGUUUCGAUUCGAAAGUAUUUGUAAAGCGAACGAAUUUGUCUGGCCGCUAGUAAAAAUAUUUUAUGUGUGUGUGUCCUAUUAUGGUCGUGUACACUUUUCAAAAAGCACGUAAAUUUAUCAAACUAUAGAUACAUAGACAAAUAUAUAUAUAUAUAUUUUUUUUUUUAUAUAUCUAUAUAUAUAUAUAUAGAAAGAGAGAGAGAGAGAGAGAGAGGAGGAUGAUAGAAAAUUAUUUAAAAAAUUCCUCGAAAUUGAUAUUAUAAUAUGUAUAUAUCCUAAAUUUAAAAAAAAAAAAGAAAAUACAAUUAAUCCAAAAAAAAAAUCAUUAUCGAUGAUAAUCAAUACCGAACAGAUCAUUAAUACUAUCACAAAACUCAAUAAUUAAAAGUUUCUAUCUAUCUAUCUUAAUCACAUACAUGGAUUUCUAAUUUUUAUUUUUAUUUUUUUCAUUCUUCAAAAUCUUUAACGAUGUAUCAGAAAAAGAAGAUCGUUCAGAUGUAAGUUUCGAUUUUCGAUCGGCGAUUGUCGGCGAUGCAAUGCAUCAUGAUAGAUAAAAAUGCAAUAAACAAUGUAUAAAUGCAAGUUGUAUUGUAUGAGUGUGUCAUAAGUAGUUAUAGGAAAUGUAUGUAUGUACAAUAUUUACGGUGAAAAGAGACAGCACGUGAAAUAGAGAGGGAAAGAGAGAUUAAUAUAUAUAUAUAUAUAUAUAUUUUUAAGAGAAAUAUUUUAUGGGGUACAUGAAAAGUAUCGCAUUUGAGAACACCGUAAAACUCUCAAGUAUAUCAGCCUCCCCUCGUUUCCUGUUUUUUUUUUCGACCGCAUCUCCAUCUUUGUAAAUAUAAAUUUGUAUGUAUGGUGUAUAUAUAUAUAUAUAUGUAUAUAUGUAUAUAUAUAUAUAUAUAUAUAUAUAUAUAUAUAUAUAUUCUUAUAUGUACAUACAUACAUACAUAUAUAAAUACAUACAAUUUUUCUCAGAGGAAAGUAAAGUAGAAGUUAAAAAUGAUUCUACGUCAAAAUAUAGUUCCAUGGUGAUAAUUUUCGAAAAUUAAGAAAAUUUCGUACAUUAUAUCGAAGAAAUAUAAUAUUUAAAUAAGAUCGUUCGAUCGUCUAUCGAUAUGAUAAAAAAAAAAAAAAUAAAAAAGGAAAAAAAAGAAUCAAUGGAUCUUAAUUUAGAUAAAAAAUAAAAUAAAAUAGAAGAAAGAUUUACAUGGACGAUCGUUAAAGUUUAUAUUUUGACAGAAAUAUCGAAAAACAGAAGGACCACGAUAAUUACUCGCGAAUUAGUAUUAUUAAUACUUGAUAACUGGAGUACUCGCAUACGAUAAAUAAUAGUACAAUGAAAAAAGGAAAAAGCAAGAAAAAAUUAUAGAAAUACUCAUGUUUGUAUGUACAGUACAUACAUACAUACAUAUGUACAAGAUGAUGAUGAUGAUGAUGAUGAUGAUGAUGCAGAUUAUUAUUAUUAUUAUUAUUAUUAUUAUUAUUAAUAUUAUUAUUAUUAUUACGAUGACAAAAAAAAAUAACUCAAUAAUUCGUUUAUAAUUAAAUUGCCUACAUGGAAAUAUCCUAUGUAUAUGUGACUGUGUAUAUAAUAAGUGAAAAUGAUAAUACGGUAUGUGUGUAUAAAAGAAAAAAAAAUUAUCAGAGAUAAAAAUAUAUUAUAUAUAUACAUAUAUAUAAAAAAUGUGUAUAUAUAUAUAAAUAUAUAUAUAUAAUAUAUAAUAUAUAUAUAUAUAUAUAUAUAUAUAUAUAUAUAUAUAUAUAAAUAGCCAAAGCUAAUAGCUGGCAGUGUUAUCAAUUUUCAUAGUUUAAUUAUGGUUAUAAAAAUGAAUAAGAGAUAAAAGAUAAUAACGUUAUCCUUCUAUGAUCGUUAAUUAUCAUCGUUUAAAUGUUAAUCGUUUCUUUAAAACGCACAGAUUAAUCUUCAUAUCGAUUACCAUUUCUCAUGUUUCUUUUUCUUUUUGUUUUUUUUUUUUCAUUUUGCCUUUUUUUUUUAUUCUUUUCAUACUAUCGUCAGCGUCAAGUGAAAAUACAAUUGAACGAGAUAUUUUAUCUCGAAAUCAAUUUAAUUGUUACCAGUCUCUAUUACACUUGUUACUAUUACCAUUAUUAUUAAAUAUUAUUAUUAUUAUUAUUAUUAUUAUUAUUAUCAUUAUUAUAAUAUUAAUGUUAACAUUAUUAUUAUUAUUAUUAUUAUUAUUAUUAUUAUUAUUAUUAUUAUUAUUAUUAUUAUUAUUAUUAUUAUUAUUAUUAUUGUUAAUUAUAUUGAAAAUUGUUGCACGGUAUGGAAAUCGAUCAUCGACGUGAAUCAACGAUAAUAAUGUUAUGUUGUCCGAAAAAAAAAAAAGAAAAAUUUUUAUCUUUGUCGUUAAGCGUCCGAUGAUAACGUUAUGGUGUUCGUGUCGAACACCAUAGCAAGUUGCGUUUGACUUUUUUGUUGAAAAUCGACGAGAAAAUUUUUCAGAGAUUGAUGUGAAAUAAUAAUAAUAAUGGCUGAGAGAAAGGAGAGGACGAAAAUAUGGAGAGAAUUUGAUUUUUAUUUUUCUUCUUCUUCUUCUUCUUCUUUUCUUACUCCUUUUCCGUUUC
This is a messenger RNA of Vespula vulgaris, 10546 nucleotides long. It is a transcript of the gene Mitf, whose product is annotated as microphthalmia-associated transcription factor. Gene Ontology annotation, biological process: regulation of transcription by RNA polymerase II. Gene Ontology annotation, cellular component: nucleus. Gene Ontology annotation, molecular function: protein dimerization activity; RNA polymerase II cis-regulatory region sequence-specific DNA binding; DNA-binding transcription factor activity, RNA polymerase II-specific. The coding region runs from base 759 to 2741 and encodes 660 amino acids. The record is from RefSeq and is a predicted model, not a curated record. The transcript is spliced from 8 exons. Lineage: Eukaryota; Metazoa; Arthropoda; Insecta; Hymenoptera; Vespidae.